Molecule: messenger RNA, 1796 nt
Organism: Manis javanica (Malayan pangolin)
Lineage: Eukaryota; Metazoa; Chordata; Mammalia; Pholidota; Manidae
Gene: THY1
Product: Thy-1 cell surface antigen
Biological process (GO): regulation of cell migration; positive regulation of focal adhesion assembly; integrin-mediated signaling pathway
Cellular component (GO): membrane raft; external side of plasma membrane; focal adhesion
Molecular function (GO): GTPase activator activity; integrin binding
Source: RefSeq, a predicted model, not a curated record
CCGGGCCCUCCCUGCCUCUCCUCUCCCACCCCGGGUGAAAACUGCGGGCGCCGGGCUGGGUGCAGUAACUGGAGGCGGCGGCGUGUCGGGAGGAGGCUGCUGCAGCAGAGGACAGGCGCUCAGAUUCAGGACUGAGCUCCCGGCACCAUGAAUCCCACCAUCGGCAUCGCUCUUCUGCUGACAGGGGCACUGCUGGUGCCAGUCUUGCAGGUAGCCCAUGGGCAGAAGGUCACCAGCCUGACAGCCUGCCUGGUGGAUAAGAGCCUCCGUCUGGACUGCCGCCAUGACAAUACGACCACCUCGCCCGUGCAGUGUGAGUUCAGCCUGACCCGGGAGAAAAAGAAGCACGUGCUCUACGGCUCUGUGGGGGUGCCCGAGCACCUGUACCGCUCCCGGACCAGCUUUACCAACAAGCCCAACAUCAAGAUCCUCUACUUGUCUGACUUCACCACCAAGGAUGAGGGGAUAUACACAUGUGAGCUCCACCUCUCUGGCCAGCCUCCCACCACCUCCAGCAAGAAUGUCUCUGUGCUCAGAGACAAACUGGUCAAGUGUGAGGGCAUAAACCUGCUGGCCCAGAACACGCCCUGGCUCCUGCUGCUCCUGCUCUCACUGCCCCUCCUGCAGGCCAUGGAUUUCAUCUCCCUGUGACUCGCUGGGCCCGCGGAAGACACAGGAAGCCCUGGGGCCCAGCCAGAGAUCCUACUUCUCGGAGUCAGCUGAACCCCUACCCCCAAUCCCUCACAUAUCUCGGGAAGAAACGGGGACCCACCCCUCAAGGAACCCUAGUGCUGCAUGCUACUAUCUACCCCCUUGCUCCCUGCAGCCCUACCCCGUGCCACUCACACCCUCUCUGCACACCACUGGCUGUCUUUUUAUACUCUGUGUACCAGAGCUGCUUCUCUUCGGUUUAUUUAGAAUUUAUCUUUCCUUUUCUUUGGGAGUUUGUGAAAAGGGAAGCCAGAAUUGGGUAUCUGAUGGAGAGUGAGGGUAUGGGAGAGGUGGUAGGAUGGAGGUGGGGCUGGGUACUGGUCCUUGGAGCUGAGAGAGACCCAGAUGAGGAGGGGAUACGGGGUCUGUUUGGGCCUAGCACAUCCCUCGGCAGGCAGGGAUGGUGUCUGAGACCCGGAAAUGUGAAGACACUGCCGACAUAAUGGCCCAUCCCGUGAGGAGGGUGCUGAGCAUCUCCAGGAGUUUUCUCUGCCACAGUAGAAAGCCAGCCUCCUACCAAAGCAGAAGUCCUCUCGGGGCCUUGGGCCUAGGCUGGCCCAGUGAAAGUGCAGGUUCUGCUGGGGCAGGGGCAGUGCUAAUGGAGCAUUGGAGAGGGGUCCAUCGGCCCUCCCCACCUGAAGAAGCUAACUAUGGCAGCCUACUGACCCUCACUGCCCUCCAGCAGUUGAGAGGGUGGCAAAGGACAACAGCCCCCUCCAAGGCUGUCCCAAGCUCCUAAGAGCUUCGAACUGUGACCUGGAGGCGGGCAGUCAGGCCUGGUGGAGCCCCCAGGGCCAAGCAGAGUGUGGCCCAAGUGUUUCUCUGGAAGGUUCUUCAUUCCCUCCCCUGUCCGUGCCAGCCCCCGUCCCGUGGGUCUGCCUUCCCAGGGGCCUGUGGGGGGCCUGGGGCAGGCCAUGAGUGAGACCCAUCAAUGGGCUACACCUCGAGAGAUGGCUUUUCCCGACACCCAGCUCCCCACCCAGCAGCUGUGCCCUGUCCUGUGAACAUGUGUCAUGCCACCACAGCUUAUGGCAUCUCGUUGAGGAAAAAGAAAACUGCACAAUAAAACCGAGCCUUGGAAUCUG